Molecule: messenger RNA, 459 nt
Organism: Hypanus sabinus (Atlantic stingray)
Lineage: Eukaryota; Metazoa; Chordata; Chondrichthyes; Myliobatiformes; Dasyatidae
Product: cytochrome c oxidase subunit 8B, mitochondrial-like
Exons: 2
Coding region: 40-264 (74 amino acids)
Biological process (GO): mitochondrial electron transport, cytochrome c to oxygen
Cellular component (GO): mitochondrion
Source: RefSeq, a predicted model, not a curated record
CACGUGUCUCAGAUCACUUCCGCUACCCUUGCCGCCGCCAUGUCGUCCGCCGUUUUCCGAGGGCUCGCUCGCCUCGCCCGGGCCCCGACCCCGACCCCGAGGCCGGCGGCGCUCACGCCCCGGGCCGGCUACACCGUCAAGGCGGCCCGCAGCCCGGUCGGCACCCUGGAGACCUUCAUUGGAUUGGGCACCAUAACUGUCGCGAUGCUGGUCCCAGCGGGCUUUUUCCUCGCCAACAUCGAGAACUUCAAGAAACGGGACUGAUCUGCUGGCAGGGAGCUGAACCGGAGACUACACUCCACUCACCCUCUCAACUGGGGAUCCCAUCUGCCGACAUUCCAAAUGCUCAAAAACCCGUGGCCGUCUCACGAGACGGCUGCCUUUGAAUGUGAUGUUAAAUGCCUCACCUUGUUGAACUGAUGCUGAUUAAAUUAAAAUUAAAUUUCUGGAAGUUGUACA